Molecule: messenger RNA, 3013 nt
Organism: Nanorana parkeri
Lineage: Eukaryota; Metazoa; Chordata; Amphibia; Anura; Dicroglossidae
Gene: CCPG1
Product: cell cycle progression 1
Exons: 10
Coding region: 221-2797 (858 amino acids)
Cellular component (GO): membrane
Source: RefSeq, a predicted model, not a curated record
CUCGGUAGGCGGGGCUGAACUACAAUUCCCGGCAUCCGUCGCGGCCUAAGGAACACCUCGCCUGUCAGCUGCCUGUGGACCGGGUGUCAGCGCAGUUGUUUUUGUACAGACGUCACUGGCUGGGGGAUUGGAGGUGACACCGAGCGAAGGACGGGAUCCCGGCAUAUGUAAACACGAGGCCUGGGGGUCCCCAGGGCCUGUCUGCCUGACAGCGGAAAACAUGUCUGAAAACUCUAGUGACAGUGAAUCAUCUUGCGGGUGGACAAUCAUCAAUCAUGAGGGUUCAGAUAUAGAGACACUGCACUCAGAACCUGGGGAAGCUGACCUUCCAUCAGAACACAGUACAACUUUUGUUGAAGAUUUGCAGCCAGAUGCCCCAGCAGAGACACCAGGUACAUGUAUCGAUGAGGACUCUUUGUCUGCUGUAGAGAAUAUACGGUCUGCUACAGAAGAACAUUUGCUGGCUGCUGAGGGGUUGUCUUCUUCUGGUGCAGUGUCUGAUAUCUUGCAUAAAAGUACAGAAUGUGACAAUGGGGAAGGUAUCUCAGUUGAUGAUGGUCACUGCGAGGCUGUCAGUGAUGACUCUGACAUUGUCACCUUGGAUCCUCCAAAGGCCGAUGAAGCUGGGACCCAAGGAGAAGGAGAAGAAGAAGAAGAAGAAGAAGAAAUCCCAGAGGAUGCUGCUGAAAACAAUGAGCUCAACAUGAGCUUUUCUUCAAGUAGUCAGUAUACAUUCAGUCAACCAGAAACCGUGUAUCCCUCCCAACACAGUGCAGAUGAGUCCAGCAAUGAUGAAGCAAGUGAUGAUUCUGGUCCCAUCCUGCGACGGCGACGCUCUAAAAGAUCAACUGUGUCUGUGUCAGAGUCUGAGAAUAAGCCUGCCGCUGACCAACCAGCCCAACCUGAGCCCAGAACACAGGCAAAAACAGGGAACAACCUUAACAAGUGCAUUAUCCUUGGUCUGGUUAUAGCUUUAAGCAUGGGCUUUGGGCAUUUCUAUGGUACCAUUCAAAUAAUAGAACGUCAAAAAUAUGUGGAACAUGUCCAUGAAAAUGAGCUAAAUGACAUGAAGGAUGACUUGGUUCAGUGUCAAAAGGAUCAAGAUGCCACAGUAGACCAGAAAGUGGUGGGGAAGCUUACAGAAGAUCUAGAGGAGAGAGAAGAUAUGGUACUAUCUCUUGAGGGGCUCAUGGAUAAAAUAGCCAAAGAAAAUCAGAUGCUCAAGCAAAAACACACCGAGCUAAAGUUAGACACGGAUGACCUGGCAACUAGCUUAAAAACAACAGAAGUGCAAAAUAGCAAUCUUGCUCUGGAAAACAAGCACCUUAGGGAGUCUUUAGAAAAGGAAGAACAAGCUUUAUCUUCUCUUAAAGAAGAGCUAAGAAAAUUGAGAGAGCAGAUUAGAAACCUAGAAGAAAAUGGAAGGCAUGAGACAAUACAGUCAGAAAACCAGAAGCUGAAAGAACAUUUGAAAGACGAACGGCAAAAGAUCCGCAGUUUCCGAACACAGAAGGAAGCUUUGCUAACAGAAGCCCAAUUUCUCCGGAAAGAACUUGACAACGAGAGGCAAAUUACAGAUUCUCUGAAGGUAGAGCUUGAGGAGAUAAGUAAUAGGAGAGCAUCUGGGGUCACCCAUGAGGCUGUCAAGAGCAACCAAGAAAUUGAACAUUUGAAGAACCGACUUUCUGAGUUAGAAAAGAAACUCAAUUUUGAACAGCAGAGGUCAGAUUUAUGGGAACGGCUUUACAUCGAAUCCAAAGAACAAAAUGAAAAACAAGAUGGUAAAAAUCCGCACGCUCAUCAGCAGUCAGAAGAUUCUAAUGAAGGCAAAUCAACAAACAAACAAAAAAAGAAAGGUAAAGCUACAUUUUUCAACUCAGUCAAAGAUACUUUUGAUGCAGUGAAAAAUUCAACCAAAGAAUUUGUGAGACAUCAUAAGGAAAAAAUCAAACAAGCAAAAGAAGCCGUGAAGGAGAAUUUGAAGAAAUUCUCUGAUUCGGUGAAAACAACAUUCCGGCACUUUAAAGACUCCACCAGAAGCAUGUUUGACAAAAACCGCUUCAGAAAACAUGCAGAUAGAAGAAGGGAGGAAACCAAAGAAGCACAUACUGCACGUCAAGAGUUCAAACCUGGCUUUGCAAAGAAUUUUCCCAACAAAGCAACAGCCACUGAACACGCGUACAAACACUCUCAAGGUGAUCAUAAAACUGAGGACUUUAAGGAUGCAACCAACCAGCCAUUGAAUGAUGACGAAACAAGCAAAAGCCACCAGCAAAAGGGUUGUUCUGAUGUUUUUGAGUGUGCUCACCAAGAAUCUAUUAGUCUAUUCAACAAGGUGCUGGACCCUGUGAGAGUAGAAGAAUUCCACGAUUUAAUGAAAGUAUAUUUACAAGAGCAAGUGGAUCAUUUCCGCCACUGGAAGGAACUAGAGAAGUUCAUUAGUAAAUUUUUUCAUAAUGGCGUUUUUAUUCAUGAUCAGAUGCUUUUUACUGAUUUUGUGAAUGAUGUUGAAGAUUACCUUGAGGAUAUGAAGGAAUAUCAGACUAACACUGGUGGAGUCUUUGAAGACCUUGAUGAAUUUAUUUACAGACACUUCUUUGGGAGUGCUUAUUCCACACCAUAUGGACCAAGGAGACCUGAAACAAUGCCUCCUUACAAAGAAAGAAAACAGGAACAGAAGCACCAAGCACAAUCUAAAAGGGAAGGUAAAUGGCAUAAGCAUGGGCGUGCCAAUGGAAGACACAUGGCGAAUGUUGAAAUAGAAUUAGGGCAGUUGCCAUUUGAUCCGAAAUAUUGAAUAGCAUGAAUCACUUUCAAUCACAUAGUUUAGUCUUAGAGCCAAGAUAUACAGUUGGUUACUGUUGAAUUUUUAAACCCUUUUCUGCGUCUUACUGCUAGAGAAAACGUGGGGGGACUUCCAAAGAAAGGCACAGCGGUGGGCAGGUCCUUACUGAAACGUAUGUCUGCAUCACAUGAUAGGAGGGGCUGCAGAAUCCUCUGUGACAUCUUUGCA